Messenger RNA from Mauremys mutica (yellowpond turtle), 2065 nucleotides. RefSeq names its product phospholipase A2 inhibitor NAI-like. The record is from RefSeq and is a predicted model, not a curated record. Gene Ontology annotation, cellular component: extracellular region. Gene Ontology annotation, molecular function: phospholipase inhibitor activity. Lineage: Eukaryota; Metazoa; Chordata; Testudines; Geoemydidae. The transcript is spliced from 6 exons. Bases 544 to 1236 code for a protein of 230 amino acids.
CAGAGCUGUGUCCACCAGGAAAUGCGCUGGGGGGAUGGGGUGUACCUAGGCCCUGCUCUGUCCCUCCCCUGUUACCCAGCACAGCCGGGUCCCUGGGGACGAGGCCCUGCCUGGCUUCCUCAGCCAGAGGCUGCUCUCACUUUCCCUGCGCGCUGGUCCAGGGAAGGGGAAGGGCCGGACUGCAGGGCGGGGCCUGGUGGGGAGUUGUUUUGAUCCAUCCGCAGAGCAGAGGGAAGGGAAGAAGGAGGCACACGAAGAGGGGGCCUGGCCAGAAGAGGGGGAGCCAGGAGCCCCCAGAAGGCGAGACAGCAGCUGAGACACUGAGGGCGAGGGACGGGUGAGCUGCGUGUGCCCACGGCUUGCUGCCCCGUCCCACAGACCAUCAGCCCCCCUGAGAGCAGCCCAGCCGGGGGGAAGAAUUAGCCAUCGACUUCACCCCGGGCAAACUUCACUCUGAGUGUUCGCUCAUUCGUGAUUAAUCCCCCUGCUGGAGAAUUGGCUGCUUCAUAAACCCCAGCGCCAAUCUACUGCUUCCCCAUCACCAUGGAGGCUUCUCUUGCCGCCUGCAUCCUCGCUGCUCUCCUGGCUACGGGGUCCUGUCUGCAGUGUGAGGUUUGCACUGAACUAGGAACCAGCUGCUCGGGCACCGUACAGACCUGCUCCGCUGGGCUUGACUCUUGUGGCAUCACUCUGAUUGAACAAACAUUGGCGGGACUGAAGCAACAGGUCAUUGCCAAGGCCUGUAUUUCAUCAGACCGUUGUAACCUUGGACCCCUCACUAUGAAUUUCGGGAAUGGAGUGACAAUGAAGCAGGGCAUCGCCUGCUGUGUGGGAGACGCCUGCAGAACCACCACUGUUACCGUGCCCCCGGCUGACCCCAAACCCAACGGCCGGCGCUGCCCAGCCUGCGUCGCUGUCCUCUCUGCUCAGUGCAAUGAAGGGAUCAUAGAUUGUACUGGAGCUGAGACCCGAUGCAUUGAGGUUGCUGGGACUAUCACAAUAGGUAACUUCCAUUCAAUUAUUUUUGGGUUAUUUUUCCUUUGUUCUUCAGAGUUCAAGGAAACUGCACCUGUGUUCCCCUGCCAGGGUUCCUCAGGGCUCCCACGCUGGGCUCCUGGCUCCUCAGCACUCACUUCCCUUGGGGGGACACCUGUGUCUUUAACCCGGCUGACCAGGGGUGUAGCAAGGCGAGACUCCCUGCCGCGGUGCCUCCUGCUGGUUACACCUGGGAAUUAGCUCAGUUCCAGCUCUGGGGAACCCUUCACUGGCCAGUGUCUCUCCUGCCGUCGCCUGCUUCUUCCAAAUCUCCACCAUGCUUCACUUCCGGCCCCACGUCCCUCCCUAUACACGGUGUCCCUUCUCUUGGGUACUGCCCCACAGUAUUGUCCCACACUCGGGGGUCCUCCCCUCUCUGGAGAACCCCAGUUCCCUAAGCCCACCUCACCUCAGUGACCCGCUGCCAGUCUGCAUCUAGCCCCUUCCCUCAGGGGCAAACUGCGGUCUGAAAUGGCCACUCAUCAUCAGCAAGGGGGCUGGACCUACCCCUGGCUACCCCUCUGCAGCCCUAGGCCCUUCUUGAGACCUUGGAGGCAAGGCCUCGGCCUGGGAGUCUCCCCAGCUCCUCCUGCCCUUCCCCAGCACUGCUCUGUCCAAGGUACCCCUUCUGCUAGCAGACGGCCAGUCCUUCCCUCUCUAAGGCUGGAGAGAGACUGACUUCCUGCUGGCCCUGCAGCCUUUUAUAGGGCCCAACCUGGCCCUGAUUGGCUGCCUCCAAGCCCUCUCCAGUUGGCUCCCAGCCGCAGCCCUCCCUAAGGGCCGCUUUUAACCCCUUCUUUCCCGGAGCGGGGUGACCGCCUUGCUACGGGGGAGUUCUUUAAGGCUACACAGUCCCCUGCCAACGCUGUGAUAGCCCCAGCAAGCCAGACUGCCUAACAGGCCAGCGUGUGCGCUGCGCAUUCUCUGCUGGGGGGUUGAACAGCGUCAUGGCCCACGGCUGUGAGCUAACCCACAGCGCCUCCUAAGCCAGCACCUUCGUGCUGAAGGAGAGAGCAUUUCAGAGAAACCA